This is a messenger RNA of Photinus pyralis (common eastern firefly), 1155 nucleotides long. Its product is annotated as fork head domain-containing protein FD4-like. The coding region runs from base 66 to 818 and encodes 250 amino acids. NCBI's taxonomy places the organism in Eukaryota, Metazoa, Arthropoda, Insecta, Coleoptera, Lampyridae. The transcript has a single exon. Gene Ontology annotation, molecular function: RNA polymerase II cis-regulatory region sequence-specific DNA binding; DNA-binding transcription factor activity, RNA polymerase II-specific. The record is from RefSeq and is a predicted model, not a curated record. Gene Ontology annotation, biological process: cell differentiation; regulation of transcription by RNA polymerase II; anatomical structure morphogenesis.
ACUAAUUCUAGCAGCUGUUGAUUGGUGUGCGACAUUUUAGUGACAGUGUGCGCCGAAAAUAAGACAUGCCAAGACCUUCUCGUGAAACUUAUGGCGAUCAGAAACCUCCUUACUCUUAUAUAUCAUUAACGGCAAUGGCAAUUUGGAGUUCACCCGAAAAAAUGCUACCUUUGUCGGAAAUUUACCGGUUCAUUACCGAUAAUUUUCCGUACUAUCGCCGUAAUACGCAACGAUGGCAAAAUUCGCUACGACAUAACUUGUCCUUUAACGAUUGUUUCAUUAAGAUACCGCGUCGACCCGAUCGCCCAGGAAAGGGUGCUUAUUGGGCUUUACAUCCGGCAGCUUUCGAUAUGUUUGAAAAUGGCAGUCUUUUACGGCGCCGGAAACGGUUUAAGUUAAUGAAGAGUGAUAAAGAACUGUUAGAUAACGAAUUAGCCGCUUUAGCGAAUAUAAAUAGGUUCUUCUUUGCGCCGGCGGAAACUCAAUCUGAAGGUAUUCCCUCAAACGCGCAAGUUUCAAGAGUACCAUCACCUUCGUUAAAUACAAGUGAACCUGUGUUAACAAACAUUAGGCCGAAGAGGUCAUUUACCAUCGAAAGCUUGAUAUCGCCAGAUAAACCAUCGGAAGAAGACCCCAAGCAGCAACCAUUUUCGUCGACAACCACACACAUGCAAUGGACGUUCCCACCAUACUGCGAAAUGGGCUUAAAACCACCGAUUUUGUUCCCCAACAAUUCCUAUUACCAUCAACAGUACCAUCUACCACCGCCCGCAGAUGAACUUCUUCGAGUGCCUCGAUUUAUCUUACCUUCCAUGUGAUCCCAUUCAUAUGAUUCAUAUGAUCAAUUCGUAAGUCUGAUUAUAAUUUAUGAGUAGGGUAGGUAUGCUAGUGAUACAUCUGUGCUGAUGCAACUUUGUGCCACUUAGAUUUAACCUUAGCUUCUUUUCUUCUUGUAUACCUAAUCAAUAUUGCACCCCAAGAUCUUGGGAAGCGUCGGCACACAUCCAGUAUGCUCAGUAUGUGCAAUAAAAUUGUCUAAACAAUAUUAUUAUCUGCAAUUUUGUGAACCCUAACUUUAAUUCUUUAAUAUUUGAUACAGUAUCGUUUGCUAUUACCGAAAGUAAUUAUAGGUGUACGUAAAGGUCAAAACGUUUA